AUGUCUGAUUCCUCAGAAAUUUUUGAAGAUAUUGAGUUAAAAUCAAAAAUUGAUCAAUCAUUAACAAGAAAAUUAAAAGAUAUUACAGCUGGAUUUGUUGGUGGUGCUGUUCAAGUAUUAAUAGGUCAACCUGCAGAUUUGGUUAAAAUUAGAUUACAAACAACAUCAGCAAAUUCAUCAAUUGAUGUUAUAAGACAAGUUAUUAAAAAUGAAGGAAUUUUAGCAUUUUAUAAAGGUACAUUACCACCAUUAAUUGGAGUAGGAGCAUGUGUUUCGCUACAAUUCUAUGGAUUCCAUGAAUCAAAAAGACAAAUUUUAAAAUUUACAAAUCAGGAACAAUUGAACUUAUGGCCUCAAACUUAUAUAUCUGGUGCUUUUGCUGGUUUGGUUAAUUCUCCGAUUACUUCACCAGUUGAACAAUUGAGAAUUUUAUCACAAUCUUCAAAAAAGACAAUAUCGAUUAAAGAAACAUUUAAAACUAUAUUACAAAAUCAAGGUUUAUUUAAUGGUAUUUAUCGAGGUUUUAAUAUUACUGUUUUAAGAGAAAUUCAAGCUUAUGGUAUUUGGUUUUUAACUUAUGAAACUUUAAUUAAUCAAAUUAUAGAUUUACAACAUUAUAAAUCAAGAGAUGAAAUUUCAACACCUGAAUUAUUAAUAAGUGGAGCUUUGGCUGGUAAUGCAUUAUGGUUAUCUUCAUACCCAUUAGAUGUUAUAAAAUCAAACAUUCAAAGUGAUGGAUGGGGUAAAGAAAGUAAAUUUAAUAAUUCAAUUUUGAAAACAACGAAGUAUAUUUAUAAAAGUCAUGGAUUUACUGGAUUUUGGAGAGGUAUUAUACCUUGUCUACUUAGAGCUAUACCUUGUAGUGCUGGUACUUUUGCAAGUGUAGAAUUAGCAUUGAGACUUAUGGGUUAA
This is a messenger RNA of Insectozyma verbasci, 912 nucleotides long. The record is from the annotation of a GenBank genome assembly. NCBI's taxonomy places the organism in Eukaryota, Fungi, Ascomycota, Pichiomycetes, Serinales, Debaryomycetaceae.